AUGACGUACGAUGCAUAUUGGAAAGGUGUUAUUCUAGAAUAUUUAGAUAAACACAGAGGCAUUGACAACAUAUGCAUCAAUGAUGUUAGCAGUGAAACUGGUUUAAUGAGACAAGACAUUAUAGACACGUUCAAAUCUCUACACAUGGUUGUGGAAAUCUUUAAAGAAAUGACCAUAUGCAUAGACUGGAAUGUUGUAGAUUCCCACAUAAAGAAGAAAAUUGAAUUAAAACAAAUUCAUAUCGACCCAGAUCGAUUGAGGUGGACACCGUCAAAUUUACCGGAUGGCCAAGAUAACCAACAUCUUGAAGAAUUGGUUUUCAUCAAGUGCCUUCCAGGUGGCUAA
This is a messenger RNA of Macrosiphum euphorbiae (potato aphid), 345 nucleotides long. NCBI's taxonomy places the organism in Eukaryota, Metazoa, Arthropoda, Insecta, Hemiptera, Aphididae. The record is from the annotation of a GenBank genome assembly.